AUGCCCCGGAAACGCGCACUGGGUCCUCUUGACCAACGCAGGAAGGUCAUACGCUGCGAAGCUUGCGCAGCCCGGAAAACAAGGUGUGCAGGUGGAUAUCCCUGUGAAGCCUGCAUUCGCACAGGCAAGACUUGCCGAAAACAGAGCAGUGGCUUUUCAAAGGCAGUUUUCGUCUUGUACAAGGAGACCGAAGGGACUCUAAUGCCAGCGCAGGUGAUGGCAAAUAACGAGACUAUCUUCGUGGAUUGCUUCUUUGCCUUUCUAGGCCGCAAUCAUUUUGUCUAUCAUACAGAAGUAUUGAUCGAGGUGCUCCUGCCCUUAGUGAACAAGUCUACUCUGUUGAGCGCUGUAAUCAGCGCUAUAGGUGCUUUGGAUGCUUCACGUCAUGGUUCUUGCAGCACUUAUACCAAAAACGGAAAUCCUCGGGCUUUAGCGUAUAAGUCGUACGCCUCUUCGAUCGAGUCUUUAAAAACGGAAUUGCUGGGCUCGGAGGUCUCUCGACGGGACGACGUUCUUUGGGCGACGUUUUUCCUCGGAUUGUUUGAGCUUAUGGUCGAUUCAUCCGGAGAUGGCUGGGCGAAACAUAUGCUAUAUGGUACAUCUCAGCUUUUGCAGGCUGCGGGGCCUAAUCAAGCAAUUUCCCAUUCACGCAAGGCCUUCCUUGGCAUUUUUAAGAUAUUUGAAGCAAACCGAGCAAUCCUUUAUAGCGAAGAAACCAUUCUAUCUCGCCUUGACUGGACCUCAGCAUAUCAAAUGAACGCCCACAUACCUUUGCAUGAUUGGGACAGUCUAGGUCCAAUCUCAUCGAUAAUGGUCCAGAUAUCAACCUUUAAUAACCGAUUCUUUAAUUAUAUACCAAAAGUUGCAAGUUUUGACAUACGGGAUCCGAUCUUGGACCACCUCGGCUUCGAGGCCUUUGGAAUCCAGAGGGAUUUAUUCGAAUUGCAUGGCCAAAUCACAAACUCGAGUCUUGGAGACCCACGGAACUUGCAUUUCCGUCAAGCAUUGCCAUACUACCACGCCACGUUACUCUUUCUUUUUAACACGUUUGACUAUUAUGGCUGCUGGAAUCUAGAUUAUUCUCCCUACCUGUCCAGGGAUGACAUUGGCCAGCACGUGGACCAGAUUCUCCAUCAGGCUGGAAUUCUACUCAAUUCACAUGGUGAAUCUGGUAUACUAUUAAUCUUCCCACUUCGGGUUGCUGGGACACGUGCAGAGACUGAUGACCAGAGAUCUGCCGUUCUGGUACUGCUGGAUUGUAUCUUCAAACGUGGAUUUAUUGUCGUGAACAGAAUCAAAGACGAUCUCCAUCAAUUUUGGGAUUGGAAAGAUAGAUCAGGCACUUUUCCAGGAGGAUUAUAA
Messenger RNA from Penicillium cataractarum, 1362 nucleotides. RefSeq lists its product as uncharacterized. The transcript has 4 exons. Gene Ontology annotation, biological process: regulation of DNA-templated transcription. The record is from RefSeq and is a predicted model, not a curated record. The coding region runs from base 1 to 1362 and encodes 453 amino acids. Lineage: Eukaryota; Fungi; Ascomycota; Eurotiomycetes; Eurotiales; Aspergillaceae. Gene Ontology annotation, molecular function: DNA-binding transcription factor activity, RNA polymerase II-specific; zinc ion binding.